AUGAGUCUUUACGGUAUGAUGCGCACCGGCGUGUCCGGUAUGCAGGGGCAGGCAAGCAAGCUUUCCACGGUCGCCGACAACAUCGCCAACUCCGCGACGACGGGAUACAAGAAGCUCGGCGUCGAGUUCUCGACGCUGGUCGUCAACAAUCUUCCCAACAGCCACAAUUCUGGCGGCAUCGUCACCAAUGUCCGCCAGCACGUCUCCCAGCAGGGCGUGCUGCAGUUUACCAGUUCGGCGCUCGAUCUGGCCGUCGAUGGCGGCGGCUUCUUCGUUGUCAAGGAUCAGAACGGCAGUUCCUUCAUGACGCGCGCGGGCGCUUUCGUUCCCGAUGCCGAGGGCCGUCUGGUCAAUUCGGCCGGCUAUUUCCUGGCUGGUUACAGUUACGAGAACGGCGAACCGGCCGUGACCGCCAACAGCCUCGAAGGCACCGAGAUCGUCCGCCUGGACAAUACGGCAAUGGACGCAACUCCAUCCCAGUUCGGCACAUUCCAGGUGAACUUCCCGUCCGGCGCGCCCGUCGUCACCGGUACGCUGCCGUCGGCCAACGCCGCCACCUCCGAAUUCUCGCAGAAAACCUCGAUUCUCGCCUAUGGCAAUCUGGGCGACUCCCAACUGCUCGACGUUUACAUGACCAAGACCGCGGCCAAUACGUGGGAGAUCGCGGUGUUCGAUCAGUCCCAGGCGGCCGCCGGCACCAACUUCCCCUAUGGCGCCGGCCCGCUGGCGACCCAGACGGUCACCUUCGACGGCACGACCGGUCAGUUGAGCGGCGCGACCAGCUUCACCGUACCGGUCCCCAACGGCCAGCCGCUAGAGUUCGACAUGACCAACUCGACGCAGCUUGCCACCGACUUCACGGUCGCCGAAGUCAGUGUUGACGGCAAUGCGCCCGCGACCGUCAAGCAGCUCAACAUCGGCGCCGAUGGCACCGUCUAUGCGCAAUUCGAGAACGAGACGCUGCGCGCCCUGUUCCGCGUGCCGCUCGCCAAUGUCGUCAGCCCCGACCGGCUGACCUCGCUUUCGGGCAACGUUUUUGUCGCCAAUCAGGAAAGCGGCGAUGUGCGCCUCGGCUUCCCCGGUGAGGACGAGUUGGGCACGCUGGUCUCCGGCGCGCUCGAAUCCUCGAACGUCGAUAUCGCCGAGGAAUUGACCGAAAUGAUCCAGGCGCAACGCAACUACACCGCCAACUCCAAGGUAUUUCAGACCGGAUCGGAGUUGAUGGACGUCUUGUUAACACUCAAGCGUUAA
Molecule: messenger RNA, 1251 nt
Organism: Effrenium voratum
Lineage: Eukaryota; Dinophyceae; Suessiales; Symbiodiniaceae
Source: the annotation of a GenBank genome assembly